This is a messenger RNA of Aquila chrysaetos chrysaetos, 3944 nucleotides long. It is a transcript of the gene GPR176, whose product is annotated as G protein-coupled receptor 176. NCBI's taxonomy places the organism in Eukaryota, Metazoa, Chordata, Aves, Accipitriformes, Accipitridae. Gene Ontology annotation, molecular function: G protein-coupled receptor activity. The transcript is spliced from 4 exons. The record is from RefSeq and is a predicted model, not a curated record. Gene Ontology annotation, biological process: G protein-coupled receptor signaling pathway. The coding region runs from base 589 to 2178 and encodes 529 amino acids. Gene Ontology annotation, cellular component: plasma membrane.
UGGCGGCCGUCUGCAGUGUGGAGUGGCGGAGCCGCGGGCGGCGGCAGGGCAGCUCCGCGCCCGGGUCGGGAUGUUGGCGCGCGUACGAGCAGGAGUGUCUCCGCCAGCCGCGCUUGGUGCGGGGCGCGCUCAGAGCGGGUCACGCAGGAUCGUACGGAGGCUUUUUGCUUCAUUGGAGGCUCGGGUGCCCCCCGCCUUGGGAUUCAAAACCAAAUUAAUUUUCCCCGAGAAAUAGCUGGAGUGCACUGGAAGCCAUUGAGCAGUCGUUUGCUUCUCUGGAGGCUGUUAAAACAUGCUGAGGAAACGCUGUGGUACUGUGAAGCAAGAAAUAUGGGACAGCUAAUCGCAAGGAGGAGCCUGCUUUAUUUUCUGCUUUUCUUUACUGGCUAUCAUGAUUUACAAGGUAGAAACGUGAAAAGCCAACCCUGCUUUCCGGGACACAGAAAUGUGAAGAUGCCUCGGAGUGUCAGAAAUGGAGCUUUAUCCUCAGAAGCACCUUUUUGCCUGAGGGCUCCGUUCAGUCGUUAAAGGCAAGGGCUCAAUAACCUGUGGUGAUUAGGUGGCAGCAAGGAAGGCAGGAACUUGGCCAUGGGGUACGACAAAGGCUGGAUCUCGAGGAACGAGAGCGAGCAUGCCCCGUACCAGGCUGUCACCAGAGCUCUGGAGAUGAGGAACUCCUCGGCUGGGCAGAUGGUGUGGCAGGGUGGGAACAGCAGUGAGGCUGGUGCCGCGGAGAGCGAGGAGCACGGCGAAGAGCAGACCUACAGGCAUUUCACUACCACGGUGCAAAUUGUCAUUUUCGUGGGCUCUUUGCUGGGUAACAUCAUGGUGCUGUGGUCAACUUGCAGAACAUCGGUACUUAAAUCUGUAACAAACCGAUUCAUUAAGAAUUUGGCCUGCUCGGGGAUCUGUGCCAGCCUAGUCUGUGUGCCUUUUGACAUUGCUCUUAGUGCCAGUCCACACUGCUGCUGGUGGAUCUAUACGAUGCUCUUCUGCAGAAUUGCCAAGUUUCUGCACAAAGUCUUCUGCUCAGUGACUAUCCUUAGUUUUCCAGCCAUUGCUCUUGACAGGUACUACUCUGUUUUAUACCCUCUGGAAAGAAAAAUAUCUGAUGCAAAAUCCCGAGACCUGGUUAUCUAUAUCUGGGCCCAUGCAAUAGUGGCCAGCAUUCCAGUAUUUGCUGUGACCAAUGUGUCUGAUAUUUAUGCCAUGUCCACCUGUUCUGAAUCUUGGAGUUAUUCCCUUAGCCACCUGAUAUACGUCAUCAUCUAUAACAUCACCACUGUGAUUGUACCAGUGGCUGUGGUAUUUCUCUUUAUGAUUCUUAUUCGCAGGGCACUGAGUGCCAGCCAGAAGAAAAAAGUCAUCAUAGCUGCCUUAAGGACCCCUCAGAAUACCAUUUCUAUCCCUUAUGCCUCCCAGCGAGAAGCUGAGCUUCAUGCCAUGCUGCUUUCCAUGGUUAUGAUAUUUAUUUUCUGCAGCGUCCCCUAUGUGACUUUGGUGAUUUACCGCACCAUACUCAAUAUUUCAGAUAUUUCAGUCUUCUUGCUCCUCACUGCCAUUUGGUUGCCCAAGGUCUCUUUGCUGGCCAAUCCUUUGUUAUUUUUAACUGUUAACAAAUCAGUACGGAAGUGCUUAGUGGGGACAAUAGUACAGCUGCACCGAAGGUAUAGCAGGAGAAACAUUGUCAGCUCAGGUGGUGUUGCAGAUGCUAAUCUGGAGCCCAGUGCCCGUUCAGGGAGCCAGCUUCUGGAGAUGUUUCAUAUUGGGCAACAACAAAUCUUCAAGCCAAUGGAAGAUGAGGAGAAUGAGACCAAAUCCAUUGGCUCUGGUGACUUUCAACAGAAAGAAAUUCCUUCCACCAGUUUAGAGGUAGGAAAGACUUUGGUUCACAAAUUUAUACCACAGACGAUUGCAGACUCUGCAGCUCAGGUGGCACCAGCUGUGCCCACAGAAGCUGAUAUGGUAAAUGACAAGUAUUCCAUGCAGUUUGGUUUUGGACCCUUUGAGCUGCCUCCACAGUGGCUCUCAGAAAACCGAAACAGUAAGAAGCGACUCCUGCCUCCUUUGGGGAAUACCCCUGAAGAGCUAAUCCAGACAAAACAGCCUAAGUGUAAAGCAGAAAGAAAAAUCAGCAGAAACAAUAAAGUCAGUAUCUUUCCCAAGGUGGAUUCUUAGUAAGAGCAUGAGCUUUAAGUGACAGAGUAAGGUCGCUUUCUAUUAUAUGUGUGAUCCCAUGGAUCUUUGUUAUGCUGAAAUUUGUUACAGGCUGAUUUUUUUUGUGCCAAAUACAAUUUAAACAAACAAAAGGGAAACAUAUAUACAAUGUUCCUUAUUAAUAUGCUUUCAUGGAAGUAAUGUAUCAAAAGAUGGUGAUUCUUAGUUUUAUCUGUGAAAUGCCUACAAUGAUACCUGCCUGAUUAACUUUCAAGAAGUACAUAUGGCUUUGGGAACACUUUGUAUGGCUGAAGUAUGGAAAUACGGCAGUCAGUUUGCUGGGAAACCUCAUGUUGUAUUAAAAUAGACUGGGUAUCAAAGUAACUUAAUAGGAAAGGCUGUAGGGAGCAGAAGACAGAUGCAAAAUAGGAAGUUCUAGCCUACCGUAAAUAGACACAGCAAGGUUCUGCACAUUUCAUUAAUGAAGUAAGAUGGACUGUUAAGUACAUCUAUUUUCUGUUAAGCCCAUUUCUUAAAUCAGUGUUAAAAAUAAAACUUGCUGGACUUUUUGCACAGAUUAGUUACCAAGUAUCUGCCAAACACCCCAACUUUUUUGAAACCUAAACCACUAUUUUUUGGCUUAAAACUUCAGCAAAGUCAAGGAUAUCCAAAUCGUGAUGUGUGUCAAACCUGAGAAAGACCUUUUUUUAAAAAACAUACAUUCUUGUACUUUUAAGUAAAAACCGAAUUGGAGACCACACAGGACAAAUCCUGACUCCAGUAAACAAGUGUGUAUGUGCCAAGGGCAUAAAUAAAACACUUUGAUCCUGUGAUAAAGGGCAUAUACAAAUGUCCCAACAGUAUAACGUGUGUAUUGUGUAAGUAACCAAGGGGUCAACCUUAAAAUAGCCUCAUCUGCUGGUGCACUUUGCUGUUUUCUUAUGGGAAAGCUAGCAAAUGAAAUGCGUCAGAAAUGCCAGUAGCCUUGUACUGAACUGCUGAGUGAGGAAGCUGAUAAUAGACCCCAAAAGGCAAGGUUUAUUAAUGCUGUUGCUCACUGUUGUCAGAGGUAGGGAGGUUUUCCUUCUACCUUCACAACCAUCCUACUCCACUUGUGUCACAGAGUAGACCACAUGGGACUUUCAAAUCUGGUGCCUAUUUACUGAGUGAGUCAGAGUCCUGCCAUCCCUGGUAUCAGCACACCAGCCAUUCUAUGAGAGUUCAGGCAUUGUACUGCAGCUUGCCCCCCUGCAUCAUCACAGGCAUAUUGUCUUGUUCAUACUGAGCGUGAAUUUUAAUCUAUAUCAGUCUGUUAGAUGACCUGAAACUAUUGUAACCCUGGCAUUUUAAUCCUUGGCCAGUUGCAAGUAGUCUUUCCUUCUUCCUUAUCUGCAUUCACUGUUGUCUCCGUGGGUAGUUUCUUAAAAGCACAAUCUAGUAACAUCUGUGUACUCCUUGUGGUUCUCCUGUACUUUAGCCCUUCGGUGCAUGCUGAACCUUUAUCUGUAGUUACUGCCUGUUUAUGAAAGUAGUUUUCUUUAAAGCAUACUUUUAAAAGGACAAGGUGAAGAAUCUUGCUAAGUUCACAGUAACUUACUAAAUCCAACUGGUUAAUGUUAAAAGUGAGAAAAAAUUCCGCCGAAGCAGAAUUUGGAGAUGUACUUGUUCUUCCUUUGACAUGUUUGAAGAAAGUCAGCAGCUUCCGAUGGCUCCAAGGUGGUGGAUUUCUACAAGGCAUUAAAAGCAAGGGUUUUAAUAAAAAUGUAUUAAGAAAAAAAGUUUAUAAA